Messenger RNA from Dromiciops gliroides (monito del monte), 1130 nucleotides. RefSeq names its product protein CD300H-like. Gene Ontology annotation, cellular component: plasma membrane. The transcript is spliced from 7 exons. Bases 129 to 1052 code for a protein of 307 amino acids. The record is from RefSeq and is a predicted model, not a curated record. Gene Ontology annotation, molecular function: transmembrane signaling receptor activity. Lineage: Eukaryota; Metazoa; Chordata; Mammalia; Microbiotheria; Microbiotheriidae.
UUGUUUUUUUAAUUUAAAUGAAAAAACAGAAACUUAAGCCAGAGGCUUGGUUAAGUGUCUUCCUGGGCACAUCAGAAAGACUGGAGAAGUGAACUGAAGAUAAUAUGGUUUGAAUACCCAGUACGGAAAUGAGCGAGCAAGUGAGACUCCCGCUGCUGCUUCUGCCCCUAACUUCAAUCCUGCUAUUCCUUUGCCCAAAAGAUUGCUUGUCUCUGUCUGGCCCCACCAAGGUGACAGGAAUUGUGGGAGAAUCCCUGACUGUACAGUGUUUCUAUGAAGAAAAAUACAAGACUAACCGUAAAUACUUCUGCAAAAAAAACUUUCAUUUUCUUUGUGAAACAACAUACUCAAAUAUCAAAACUAUGAAUACUCAAGAAUCAAAAGUGUCUGUCAGAGACCACCCUGAAAACCAAACAUUCAUAAUAACCAUGGAAAACCUCACUAAAGCUGAUGAAGGAGUCUACUGGUGUGGGAUUGACCAGUUUCUUUUAGAUGACAUAUUGACAAUUACUAUAGUUGUUUCUCCAGCAUCCACGGUGGCCCCAAAUAGAUAUACAACCAUAUCACUAGCAGAUAUACUGGUGACAGAUAUACUGGUGACAGAUAUAAAGGAAAUAGGUGGAGUAAAGACCUCAGAAGAGAUUUCUGACCCCAUGCAAAUCCAAAAAUCAGGGAUUCUUGGCAAGCCUGGAGUACUGCUCUUGAUCCUGGGUCUAUUAAUCAUUUCAUUGGCAGGAGCUUUGGUUUUGGCUUGGAGAUUGGUAGAGAAACAAAAGAAGGGUGGUGAGAAGUCCAUGGUAUUCCCGUACUCUACUCCGCAGCAGAAUGAAGAACUUUGUUAUGUGAAUCUGGAGCUACCGGAGAGACCCUCAAAUCGGGAUCCAUCUAUCCAAAGCCACCCAGGUGUAGAAUACAGCGCUGUGAUGACUGCUCAAGAACAAUCUGUUACAUACUCCAUCUUAACUUUUCCCAUGGACAACCAGAACACAGCUUUGGAGACAAAGAAGUACCCAGAGGAGAAAGUAGUGUAUAGUACAAUAAUGAUAAAAUAGGCUGCAACCCUCUGACCUCCUGUACUGAAGCCCAGCCCUUUGGAGAAAAACAUAAAUAAACUUAUUUCUCUUUUUCCC